Messenger RNA from Erinaceus europaeus (western European hedgehog), 2210 nucleotides. It is a transcript of the gene PIGT, whose product is annotated as phosphatidylinositol glycan anchor biosynthesis class T. Gene Ontology annotation, cellular component: GPI-anchor transamidase complex. The coding region runs from base 33 to 1769 and encodes 578 amino acids. The record is from RefSeq and is a predicted model, not a curated record. The transcript has 12 exons. Gene Ontology annotation, biological process: attachment of GPI anchor to protein. NCBI's taxonomy places the organism in Eukaryota, Metazoa, Chordata, Mammalia, Eulipotyphla, Erinaceidae.
GGCGCAGUUGGGAGGCGGAAGCAGCCGCAGGCAUGGUGGCUGCUGUGCGGCUGGCUCUGUCAGGCCUGUGCCUCCUGGGACUAGUUGACCUGGGCCCCGCGGAGCCCCCGCGCGAUAACUUGCGGGAGGAGCUCGUCAUCACACCGCUGCCUUCUGGGGAUGUGGCCGCCACAUUCCAGUUCCGCACGCGCUGGGAUUCAGACCUGCAACGGGAAGAAGUGUCUCAUUACAGGCUCUUUCCCAAAGCUCUGGGGCAGCUGAUCUCCAAGUAUUCUCUUCGGGAGCUACACCUGUCAUUCACACAAGGCUUCUGGAGGACUCGAUACUGGGGGGUACCGUUUCUGCAGGCUCCAUCAGGUGCAGAACUCUGGGUCUGGUUUCAAGACACCGUCACUGAUGUGGAUAAAUCUUGGAAGGAGCUCAGUAAUGUCCUCUCAGGGAUCUUCUGCGCCUCUCUCAACUUCAUCGACUCUACCAACACAGUCACUCCCACUGCCUCCUUCAAACCCCUGGGGUUGACCAAUGGUACUGAUCACUACUUCCUCCGCUAUGCUGUGCUGCCCCGAGAGGUUGUCUGCACUGAGAACCUCACACCAUGGAAGAAGCUCUUGCCCUGUAGUUCCAAGGCGGGCCUAUCUGUGCUACUGAAGGCUGAUCGUUUGUUUCACACUAGCUACCACUCCCAGGCGGUGCACAUCCGUCCCAUUUGUAGAAAUGCACGCUGUACCAGCAUCUCCUGGGAGCUGAGGCAGACCCUAACUGUUGUAUUUGACACCUUCGUCAUGGGGCAAGGGAAGAAAGAUUGGUCCCUCCUCCGGAUGUUCUCUCGCACCCUCACUGAGCCCUGCCCCCUGGCUUCCGAGAGCCGAGUCUAUGUGGACAUCACCAGCUACAGCCAGAACAAUGAGACUCUGGAGGUGAGCCCACCCCCCAUCACCACAUACCAGGACAUCAUCCUAGGUACCCGGAAGACCUACGCUGUCUACGAUUUGCUUGAGAAAGCUGUGGUCAACAACUCCCGCAGCCUCAACCUCCAGCUCAAGUGGAAGAAACCCCCAGGCAGUGAGGCCCCACCCGUGCCCUUCCUGCAUGCCCAGCGAUAUGUGAGUGGCUAUGGGCUGCAGAAUGGAGAGCUGAGUACGCUGCUCUACAAUACCCACCCCUACCGGGCCUUCCCUGUGCUGCUGCUGGAUGCUGUGCCCUGGUACCUGCGGCUGUAUGUGCAUACCCUCACCAUUACCUCCAAGGGCAAGGAGAAUAAGCCAAGUUACAUCCACUAUCAGCCUGCUCAGGACCGGCUGCAGUCCCACCUCCUGGAGAUGCUGAUUCAGUUGCCACCCAAUUCAGUCACCAAAGUCUCCAUCCAGUUUGAACGUGCACUGCUCAAGUGGACUGAGUACACCCCGGAUCCCAAUCAUGGCUUCUAUGUCAGCCCAUCUGUCCUCAGCGCCCUUGUUCCCAGCAUGGUGGCAGCCAAAUCUGUGGAUUGGGAGGAGAGCCCCCUCUUCAACUCCCUGUUCCCAGUCUCUGACAGCUCCAGCUACUUUGUACGGCUCUACACUGAGCCACUGCUGGUGAGCCUCCCAACGCCGGACUUCAGCAUGCCCUACAACGUGAUCUGCCUUACAUGCACAGUGGUGGCCGUGUGCUACGGUUCCUUCUACAAUCUUCUCACCAGAACCUUCCACAUCGAAGAGCCUAGCACUGGCGGCCUGGCCAAGCGGCUGGCUAACCUCAUCCGGCGUGCCCGUGGUGUACCCCCGCUCUGAGACUCUCCCCCUUUACAGCUGAGGCUGCUGCUGCUUCCUGGGGAGGAGUGUUGAUGACCCCAAGUUCAUCACUCUCUGACACUUGCUCUCUCCAGAGCUGAUUCUUGAACCAAAUUGCCCCUGGACUGGGCCAGGCCAUGCUGUUCAGUUUAGUAGUCAGGAGCCAGAUGUGGUGUCCAAAUUUAAAUUGACUUAAGACUUCUGCUCCUCAGCUGCACUUGUCAUGUUUCAAGUGCUCAGUAACCAGAAGUGGAUAGUAGAUAGUGGCUGCUAUACCAGAGAGCCUAGAAAAAGCAUUUCUCAGAUGCUUUUGUGCAAAAAGUUCCAUUGAACUGUACUGACCUAGACAACAGGGUGUGCCCAAGAGUUUGUAUCACUGUUUGGUGGAUGGAAUUUGCUGGCUGUGGAAUUAAAAAAAAAAGCUUAUUCUCUCUUAUCCUC